Molecule: messenger RNA, 3946 nt
Organism: Schistosoma turkestanicum
Lineage: Eukaryota; Metazoa; Platyhelminthes; Trematoda; Strigeidida; Schistosomatidae
Source: the annotation of a GenBank genome assembly
UAUUAGAUCAAUUCGGUCUUUGCGCACUUUUUGUUUUAUAAUCACGCAUACUGCUCCUCACAGUGCCCCAGAAAACAAGCUAGAUGGUUUUGUCAGGAUUCUCUCGAACUUUCUCAGAUAUCAGUAGUGGAGAUGGCAGCCUCAGUAGAUCUCUUCAAGAUAAUAAUCAGAAUUGUAGCAUAAACAGAGCUUUUGGAAUUUCGAGAAGCAAACCCAAUUCUAAAACUCCAACAAGAACUCCAUCCCGCAGUGGUUUGACAUCAGAUGAUUCAGUUAAUAAGAAGACACCUAACUCUUCUAUUAAAAAGAUGUUGACAGUACACGAAUGUGAUGGUGACAGAUUUAUUCCCAACAGGUCAUCAACAAAUAUGUGUCGGGCGCGGCACGCAAUCCGGAAAUGCAACGAAGAUUCAUCAAAUGAAGAGGCUGCUGAAUACCAACAGGCUGUAGCAGCUAGUUUAAAUACUAAUGACUGUCCUGGAAGUCGUAUCCUCCGCUAUAACGCUGCGACUCGAGAUAAUGGCAAUACGCACUGUGCCGCAAAUAGCUCAGUAUCCACUGUGAAGGGACCCUAUAAGCGUGCCAUACCUCAGAUGCCAGAGAAAGUUCUCGAUGCUCCAGAUAUUAUUGAUGAUUUUUAUCUAAACAUUUUGGAUUGGUCUGUGGACAAUAUUUUGGCUGUGGCAUUAAAUCAAGAAGUUUAUCUUUGGAACUCAUCUUCGGGAGAUAUCACUUGCCUUAUGUCCUGUGGUCUUGAAGAUGAAUAUGUCUCCAGUUUGAAGUGGUCUCCUGAUUCCCCCAAUAUCAUUGCCGUCGGUCUUAGCGCCGGUCGUGUUCAACUGUGGGAUAUUUCUAGCCAGUCACUAGUACGUACGAUGCGGCUUGGAGGUGUCAGCUCAGCCGGUCGCAUAUCAGCCGUCACCUGGCGGGAAUACUUAGUUUCUAGUGCAUCUAAAUCAGGACACGUUAGACAUCAUGACACGCGGAUCGCUCAUCAUGAAGUUGGAGUUGGUGAUUUUCAUACUCAGCGGGUUGAUUGUGUUAUUGAUGGGACUGGCUUAAGUGAAUCCUUAAUCUCUGCAAGUUUAUCAAUACUGGGAAAGCGAAUUCUUCACAUCGAUCGGAAUGAUUAUUAUGGUGGGGUCCUGGCAUCUUUGCGGUUUCCUGAAUUCGAGAAACUUCUUAACCAAGCUGAACUUGACUUCCCCAAAAGUCUUCCAGCCAUUAAAGAUAGAUGUUUGGAUCUUAGCGGAAUUAGGUCUCCUUUAGUUACUCACAGGUCGUCGGAUUGGUUUCUAGGUGAUAGCUGUGACAAGAGUCUUGAUGCUAAUAAUGAUAUUGAUGCUGGGAACUCUGGUAACGUAAGCAAACAAGUUAUUCAUGAUUCGCCAAGAACAACAGCAUUACCUAGUGACAGUACUGUUCAAUACGAUUCUAUUAGCACUGAAAUUUCUAGUGUAAUUCACCAACCUGGAGAAGAACAUGAGGAAUCGGCUGGGAAUGAACAUGAAAACGUUGUUAUCCCAACUGAACGAAAAUCCGAUGGCGAUAAAAUAGUUCAGUGCCAAAAAUUGUGGUCUCGGUCUAAAUUACGAAACGCUAUACGCCUGCAUGAUAUAGACAUAGUACCAAAGAUCCUCUAUUCACAUAGUCCUGUAGUAACUGCACUUCAACGUGCUGAUGUAACACGAUAUUUGGAGUUUCGUUUUGUAUCACGUUUGUUAGCUUAUAUUAAUGACAACCAAUCUACACAACAAUCUGAAACAGAUUCAAGCAAUGUUAAUCAUCAAUCGUCUACAACAAAUUGUCACGGUCAUGUAGUGAAAAUUCCUGUUUGUCGUUCAGAUGUAUUUAAAACACGUUUAUUGAGUUUACAUCAAAAAAGAUCAUUAGGUGCAUUUUUCGAAUGGUGUUUUCAUUUAAUCAUUAAUGAUACUCAACGUAGUACAACACAUACUGAAAAAGAUGAAGAUUAUUGUGCUUAUGAAGAUCGACCUUUUCAAGAUUUAUUAACUGAAAAACGUAAACUUGAUAAAUUUACACAACAAUUAAUCAUAACUAAUCUAUCAUUUAGUAAACAACAAAUUAAAACUAAAGAUGCGAUUUUCAGAAUUCGACGAUUGUUAUUCUCUAUGGGUCGAUUUGGACCAUAUCCAAUUUUAUGGCCAAUGUAUGGUAGUGGAGAUUUAACUCAAGGAUACUGUCGAAUGUCAGCUGUCUUCGGUGCAACAUUUUGUCUUGGUUGUAAAGUAGAAAAAAUUGAACAUGUAAAUUCAGAGGUGAAUGGAUUAAUUCAAUCUAUUGAGAAUAUUUCCAUUGAUAUGAAAGAAGGACUAACAACAACAACAGAAACCGAUCUCUCAUCAUCAUCAUCAUCUGUAUCAUUGAGAAAUAAUAAUACUGAUGAUAAUGAUAAUAAUAAUAAUGAUAAUGAUGAUUUCAUUGUUUAUUUAUCUAAUGGUAAACAAAUACGAACAAAAUGUGUUAUUUUAUGUCCAGAAUGUUUACCAUAUUCCUGGAUCAGUGAUUAUAUUAAUCAAUGGUGUGCCCGAGCUGUACUCAUUACAGACUCUUCUCUUUUACCAGAUGAUUGUAACUCAAGUGAUAUUUCAAUACUUGCAUAUCAACAAAAUGAUGCACAUCUUGAUCCUAUUAUUAUAAUUGAAUGUCAAGUUGAAAAAAAUAAAUUCUGUGAAAAUGAUUUGUUUGUUGUACAUCUAUGCGCAAUAAUUAAACAACCCGAUGAUCCAAAGAAAAUUUUUCAAUCUGUUUUAAAUUGUUUAUUUACGCCGUAUGCUGAUAAGGAUGAUGAUACUGCAUGUUCUCAAUCAGUUGACCAAAGUCAGUGUAAACGACCGAGGAUGCUAUGGGCUGGUUAUUUCUGUGUACCAGACCUAUCAUCUAUUCCGCAUAAUUUCUCUACACUUGCAAAAUCUGAAACGUUUAUGAGUUCGAAUAUUUUUGUCACCUCUGGACCAGAUGCUUCUCCAGACUUGGAUUCAAUUAUACCUAAUGCAGAAGAAAUAUUCCAUAAUGUAAUUUCUAUUCUAGGCUUACCAAACAAUUCAACAAUGGAUACAAUAAAACAAGAUGACAAUACAUCUCAAACUGAAAAAUCAACCACAUCAUAUACUACAAUUGAUGCUACAUGGGAUGGACAAUUUCCACCUAAAGCACCAAGACCAGAAGAUAUUAUUGUAGUCGACGAGUCAAUGAAUUCACCACCAACAGUGACAAUAGAACCUCCUCAAGAAGAUCAAAAUUAACCUACUAUUCUAUUUCUCUCCGAUUUUUCAAAUCGAAACAUUAAUGAAGAAAAAAAUGCAACACAAAGGAUAAUCCAUAUCAAUUUUGACGCAGAAUAAUCUGAAAUUAUCUUUCAUAAGUAGGACAAAUGAGUGAAUAAUAAAUAAGAUUAAUGAUGAUAAGCAGUGUUUAUUUAGCUUGAAUUACAUGAUUGAUACUUCAUUGUUUGUAUUGCGUCUCUCUGUGUGUGUGUGUGUAUCAUGUCUUCACUUGUCCAUUCCAGUUUUGCCUUUUUGGUGUCUUCUUUUCGUUUAUGACGGUGUUGGCUACUUCUUCUUCUUCAUUUGCUUUAGCUUGACAAAUUUUUUUAUUAUCUACAUUCUGAUUUCUCAUUUGAGAAAAGUGAAGGAAGAAAUAUCAACAAAAAGAAAUAGGUAUAUCACUUAUUUUGUUUGUAGUUUGUUUAUUUAAAACUGUUUGUUUUCCGCUUCUGUUUUCUGUGUUUACAUCAGCAGUUUCUUUUUUUCAUUUUCUGAAGGGAAAAGGAUCUAAUAAAAUACUUUGCUUCAUUUGUUUGUUUGUUUGUUUCUCUCUCAAUGAAAGUUUCUAUUUUGAAAGUGUUAAACAACAGUUGCAUUUUUAUGCUGUUUUUAACUUAUUUCCAUUGAUAUAAAUAAAUAUGAAAUUAUUCAUAUGUGAA